AUGUCCACCGCCACCGACCCACCCCACGGCGGCGACGCCGCCGUCAAACCCAAGCUCAUCACCUCAUCCGAGCUCCGCGCCGAAUUCGUCCACCACGAUCCCGCCGUGGCCCGCGUCAACAACGGCAGCUUCGGGUGCUGCCCCGCCUCCAUCAUCGCUGCCCAGCAGCGCCACCAGCUCCUGUUCCUCCGCCAGCCUGACCAUUACUACUUCAACGCCCUCAAGCCCGCUAUCUUCCGCACACGCCGCCUUGUCCAAACCCUAAUCAACGCCGACAACGUCGACGAGGUAUCCGUCGUCGACAACGCCACCACCGCCGCCGCAAUCGUUCUCCAGAACACCACCCGCUCCUUCCUCUCCCCCGACUUCCACCCUGGAGACGCCGCCCUCAUCCUCCACUACGCCUACGGCGCUGUCAAGAAGUCCGUCCACGCAUACAUCUCACGCGCAGGCGGCCGCGUCAUCGAGGCCCACCUCCCCUUCCCCGUCAGAUCCAGCUCCGAAAUCAUCCUCGAAUUCCAAAAAGCCCUCCAGCUGGGGAAGUCCGACGGCCAGCGGAUCCGGCUGGCCGUCAUCGACCACAUCACCUCCAUGCCCUGCGUAGUCAUACCCGUGAAGGAGCUCGUCCGGAUGUGCCGACAAGAGGGCGUCGACCGGAUCUUCAUCGACGGGGCCCACGCCAUCGGCAACGUGGACAUCGACGUCAAGGACAUCGGCGCCGAUUUCUACACUAGCAAUCUCCAUAAAUGGCUCUUCUGCCCCCCGUCCGCUGCCUUCCUCUACUGCAAAAGCUCCGGCGAGUUCUCAGACCUGCACCACCCGGUGGUGUCCCAUGAGUACGGCAACGGGCUAGCCAUGGAGAGCGCGUGGAUCGGGACCAGGGACUACAGCGCCCAGCUCGUUCUGCCGGAGGUGAUGGAGUUCGUGGACAGAUUUGAUGGCGGGUUGCAGGGGAUUAUGAAGAGGAACCACGAGAAGGUGGUGGAGAUGGCGGAGAUGCUGGCGGCAUCGUGGGGGACCGAGCUGGGGGCCCCACCAGAGAUGUGCGCCAGCCUGGCAAUGGUGGGCCUGCCGUCCUGUUUGGGGAUUCGAGGUGAUUCGGAUGCUUUAAGUCUGAGGAGGCAUAUGAGGGAGUGUUUCAAGGUGGAGGUGCCGAUUUAUUACCGGGCAGCCGUGGAGGGUGAGGUGAACCCCGUGACUGGUUAUGUCAGGAUUUCGCAUCAAGUAUAUAAUGUGGCUGAGGAUUAUUACCGGCUCAGGGAUGCAGUGAGGGAGUUGGUCAAGAUGGGGUUCACUUGCAGUGUGCUUUCAAAGUGA
Molecule: messenger RNA, 1317 nt
Organism: Striga hermonthica
Lineage: Eukaryota; Viridiplantae; Streptophyta; Magnoliopsida; Lamiales; Orobanchaceae
Source: the annotation of a GenBank genome assembly